Molecule: messenger RNA, 3274 nt
Organism: Myripristis murdjan (pinecone soldierfish)
Lineage: Eukaryota; Metazoa; Chordata; Actinopteri; Holocentriformes; Holocentridae
Gene: mdfic
Product: MyoD family inhibitor domain containing
Exons: 5
Coding region: 376-1233 (285 amino acids)
Source: RefSeq, a predicted model, not a curated record
AUGAUGAAAAUGUUUUAGACGCAACUAUCCUCAGCAAACAACCGCCUCUGAGCGUCGAAGCCGUCGGGAGGAUUAUUAUUGUUAUUUUUUCCUGCGUCGACAUCUGGAGAAAAAAAAAAACUUGAAGAUUAGGACGCAUUGUUAACUUGCUGAAAACUUUUUUUUUUAGUGUGUGUGUGUGUUACUUGACGCAAAUCACGCUUUCACUUAUUUUCUUUUCCCUCCCAGCGUCUCAGGAAAGCUUUUUGGAGGAAGGAAGGAUGGGGGAAUAAGUCAGACUUGAAGCAGGGGAGUUGUCAUGUUUAAAAGCGCUGAGGGCUGAGGGAAAGGGAGGAUCUUAUUCCGCUGUGUGUGUCCCAACAAGACGGCUGUCUCAUGUCCAAGGAGACCGUCCUUCCUCCGGAUGGGCCGACGGGGCCAGGGAAGGGCCCUCACCAAGAGACAAGUCCUCUGCUGCCAACCUCAAACGAUGCCUGUGAUAGUGAAUCAUCAGGAAGAACAUCGUCUCCCAGGGAACCAUCCACGGAAGGGCAGAGUCACGUGACCGAGGAGAAGCCUAAUUAUUGUGAGCCUGUAAGAACUCAGCCUCAAGCUACAUCUCAGCCAGCGGCCUCGGAGCCUGGCGAGGGAGACGCUGCCGGUGCCAGGGACCAAAAUGGCCUUCGACACAGCAGCGCUGGCAUGCCGCCGCUGAGUAACAGCAACGGAAUCCACCCUGGCGUGGGCAGGGCCGGGGCCACGCGCACAUGCUCCUGUGGUGCCAGCAUCAGCGCGGGUGCCAUGGGCGGGACGGACCCCGGCACGAGGACAGCGGCGACGACCACGACGGCGACGGCGACAGAGCAGCCCAGGAAGCAUCCGUCCACGCCCGUGUCGCAGAAGAUGCAGAGGAAGCUGAGGUCCAGCUUGUCGGUCAACAGCGACAGCAGCCGGCGCAGCAAAGGCAGCUCCACAGGGUCGCAGAAACCUCCUUUACCAGAGGACUGCUGCGUCCACUGCAUCCUGGCCUGCCUGUUCUGUGAGUUCCUGACACUUUGCAACAUGGUGGUGGCUCAGGCGUCAUGCGGCACCUGCACAUCGGAGGCCUGCUGCUGCUGCUGCUGCGCAGACGACAUGGGCGACGACUGCAACUGCCCCUGCGACAUGGACUGUGGCAUCAUGGACGCCUGCUGCGAGUCCUCUGAUUGUCUGGAAAUCUGUAUGGAGUGCUGCGGCAUCUGCUUCCCCACAUAGGGAGGCCCCUGCUGGGGUGGGACUGGGUGGCUCUGCUGGGGUGGGGACUGGACCCACGAUGAAAACACGUAUGGUCACUGAGAGAGGCAGUGUGUGUGUUUGGCUAUGUUGAAUGAUUGUUGAGUGUGUGCAUGGGUGUUGAGUAACUGGUGGAGUGUGUGUAUGUGUGUGUGUGUGUGUGUUCAGUAAGCCUACUCAGAAAGAUCUGUUUAGAUACUGAGCCUUCUCCACCAAAACCGGCUUAGCAGGGGCCAGAAUAAACUCCAGAUACGCUCUAGUUUUAAAACUCAACGUAUAAACUUCUUAUGGACUCAAGUAAGUCUUAAAUGUUAGUUUUUCAUGUUGACAAGCAUUUUAACCGUUGCUUAAAAAGUAUUAUCAUAGACUGCCUUACAGAUGAUUUUGUUGUUACUAUGUCAGGAAUAUGGUUCAACUGAUAUCUUGUCUUGCCCUGUCUUUACUUUAAGCAGUAUUUUGCAUACACUAAACAACAUGAUUGCAUUUAUUCUUUUUUUUUUUUUUUUAUUGUCAUUGCAGUUGUUUCAUUGAUGCUCAUAAAAAAAAUGAAGUCGCAGUUUUAGUCAGUACUGUGUGACACUGUAAAAGGUUAUGUGACAGUUCAAAAAUUCUACGUUGCAUACUGUAGUUCUGCAACACAGGUUUUCAUUUUCGCACCAUCUACUGUAGCUUUGUAGAACUGCAAAAAACAAAACGAAAAGUGAACCAAAAGAAAGGGAACAAAGUGUGAAACGGGAAAAAAAAUCACAGUGUUAAUAUUGUCUACUUUCUGGAACCAAAGAUUAGCUAAAAGAGAGAACUUUUCUGGGAACAUAACAUUGCUUUUCUAUUUCAAGGGUUUCUUGAAGUUCAAGUGGCCUUUUAUUCGGCAAAACUGCACAAAUUGCUGAUGAGCUGAUAAUUAUUUGCAAAGUUUGUUACUCAAUGCUGGAAAACGUCUACAGCCAAAGAAUCUCAUCUCGCUUUUCAUGAUUUGAUGUAUUUGAAGCCUUGGAUUUACUGGAAAUACAAUGCAGAUGCUGACUUUCUUUAAUUCAAUGGGCUCUGGCUAGCACACUACACAUGUUAAGAAGUAAAAUGUGCGGAGCUUAUUCCUUUAUUCCAAUGACAGUCCUAUAGUAUUAACCAUCGAUGAUUAGACUUUGUCAAUUGCGUAUGGUACAGGUCUUCUCUGUGAUGUUGCUUUACAUACAAUGUAUCUUUGAUACUGUGUAAGUAUGACUUGUUGAACUGCACUCUUUCAAGAAGGCCGUGAUAAGGAAUUAAAAUAUGGUGACCCUGGUUACUAUGUAAGCGGCUUUCGGGUAUCAAGCCCACUGACUCACAAUACAAAAAGGAAUCAUGAACUGUCGAGUUGAAAUGGUAAACUAAUGCAGGGUAAAGGCAGUUUUCUUCUCCUUUUUUUCCCCUCCGUUCCUUAAUUCUGUGUAUCUCAAGAUGAGUUUGUGGUGAAUCACCAGUGGAGUCAUUUUCUUGUCUCGGAGAUUUGCUUUGAUGUUGUUUAAGUGAUGCUACUUAAUGCUGGCCCUCAUUAGCACUGCUUGCUAAAUGGUAACAAAAAAAAAAAAAAAAACGGCCCUUCCUCACGCCAACCAAGAUAAUGUGCUGUCAAGUGCAGCUCCUCUUAAUGGCGGAUUGUUAUUGUGUGUAAAAGAGGUUGGAUCGGCACCUCUGCGGCAGAUAAUGUGUAUGAAAUUAAACCUCGUUCUCAUGUUUAUGAUUAACUCCGGCCACAAGUUGGUUGCCGGCUAAAGAGUGCAAGGAAAACACUAUAUAGAUAAUGUGAAGAAUUACCCAAAAGAAACAGUGUAUACAUGUAGCUACUUGUCCUUCUAGACUGUACUCUGAUGGUUUUGAUUUUUUUUUUUUUUUUUAUUCUAUGCCUCACACUUGAUCCUCUUAUUCUCAUCAUGGUGCAUCCUUUCUCUACCUUGAGUCUGCAACUCAUUUUGUCAGUUGUAUAUUAUCUCUGAUCUCAAAUCAAUCAUUUUUUGAAAAUAAAACAUUAUCAAGAUGUAAUGAA